Scleropages formosus (Asian bonytongue) is the source of this 552-nucleotide messenger RNA. It is a transcript of the gene ndufc2, whose product is annotated as NADH:ubiquinone oxidoreductase subunit C2. Gene Ontology annotation, biological process: mitochondrial electron transport, NADH to ubiquinone. The coding region runs from base 113 to 445 and encodes 110 amino acids. Lineage: Eukaryota; Metazoa; Chordata; Actinopteri; Osteoglossiformes; Osteoglossidae. The record is from RefSeq and is a predicted model, not a curated record. The transcript has 3 exons. Gene Ontology annotation, cellular component: mitochondrial inner membrane; respiratory chain complex I.
ACAUUUCUACUUCCGGCGCAGUUUAGCGAUGCCCUUCAUUUCAAUCCCAGCAGGUGACAUGAGAGCAGUGCUGGGGCAAUCGUGAGUUCAGCGUUCAUCCCUAUCUGCAGACAUGGGGUUGCUGCCGGACGAGGCCAAGGUUCUUCCCCCGCCGGGGAUAGUGAACAGGAAUUCGGUGUGGUUCGGCUUCAUGGGCUGGUGCACAGCCAUGAUCCACAACGCUAUGAACCGUAGACCGCCUUUGAAAUCUGGAGUGCACCGGCAGGCUCUGUUCGUCAGCAUCGGAUGGCUGCUCGGUUACCACCUCACCAAGCACGAGAACUACACCUACGCCAAGCUGGACAGAGACAUGAGGGAGUACAUCCGCCAGCACCCCGAGGAGUUCGCCGAGAAAGACAAACCUUCUUUUUCUGAGAUUUUGGAGGAUUUUCAUCCCAUUCGCUGACCUCUGGAAGACUUGGAAAUCAUGACAUGUUCAGACAUCAACCUAAAGUGGUCCAGGCUGUUGUGAGCUUUAAAAGUAUGUGUGAAAUAAAUUUUUCCCCCACUCCA